Messenger RNA from Zerene cesonia (dogface butterfly), 817 nucleotides. RefSeq names its product inosine triphosphate pyrophosphatase. The record is from RefSeq and is a predicted model, not a curated record. Gene Ontology annotation, molecular function: nucleoside triphosphate diphosphatase activity. NCBI's taxonomy places the organism in Eukaryota, Metazoa, Arthropoda, Insecta, Lepidoptera, Pieridae. Gene Ontology annotation, biological process: nucleoside triphosphate catabolic process. Gene Ontology annotation, cellular component: cytoplasm. The transcript has a single exon. Bases 138 to 716 code for a protein of 192 amino acids.
CCAUGACAGCUGAUUAUAAAGGUUAAGUUACAUGAUCACAAUUCACAGAAUCAUUAAUUUAUUAAUUGCAUUUACUUUCAUUAUUUAAAAAUUAGUUGAACUUAACAUUUUAAUCAAACGCCAUCACAGUUAUCUACAUGAAAAUGUCCCAUAAAGUCUUGACAUUUGUUACGGGAAAUGUAAAGAAAUUGGAAGAGGUUAAACUUAUUUUAGGGAACAAUUUCCCUCUUGAAGUAACGAAUCAUAAAUUAGAUCUACCAGAAUUACAAGGUGAAAUCAAUGAGAUUUCAAUUCAAAAAUGCCGGGAGGCAGCGAGUCGUCUGAACAAGCCAGUGAUAAUUGAAGAUACAUGUUUAUGUUUCAAUGCUUUACAAGGGUUACCGGGUCCAUAUAUUAAAUGGUUUUUGGAUAAAUUGAAACCUGAAGGCUUACAUCAAUUACUAGCUGGAUGGGAGGAUAAGUCUGCAGAAGCUGUGUGCACAUUUGCUUACUCUUCCGGUAAACCUGAGGAUGAUGUUAUAUUGUUCCAAGGAAAAACUGCAGGCACAAUUGUGUAUCCUAGGGGGACAAGAGAUUUUGGAUGGGAUUGUAUAUUUCAACCGGAUGGCUAUGAUAAGACUUAUGCUGAGUUACCAAAGGAAGAGAAGAAUAAAAUAUCUCAUAGAUACAGAGCAUUAGAUAAGUUAAAAUAUUAUUUUGCUCAGAAUAGUAGUUAAUUUUUAAAUAAAAGACAGUACCAUAGUCUAAUCUAUAUUAAGGAAACAGUGUUAAUGUACAAAGUGUAAUGCUUAAAGCAAUAUAAAUUGUUGAUAUAACA